UUGUCCCCGCCCCUCCCGGCCCCUCCCCGCCCCGCGGAGGGCUGUUCCGCCAUGGCGGCGUGGGCUGAGGGCCCUGGCCCGGCCCCGCCGCGGGUCCCGCCGCUGGCCGCGGCCAUGGCCGUGAUGAUGAUGAUGGUGACGGCGCUGUCGGCGGCCGCGGCAUCGCCCCCCGCCGCGGGGGAGGCGUUCCUGGGGGCGGUGCCGCGCUGGGGCUGGCGGAACGUGUCGUGCCCGGCCUGUCACCUGCUCUUCGGGGCGCUGGACGUGGCGCUGCAGCUGGAGCCCAACGUGGCGCGCGUGGGGCGCGUGGCGGCCCGGCUGUGCCAGGACCUGCGGCUGGCACGCCCCGAGGUCUGCCGGCAGGCCGUGCAGCUCUUCCAGCGCGACGUGGUGUCAGCCUGGGCCCGCUCGGUGCUGCGACCCGGCGAGGCGUGUGGGCUGCUGCUGGGCCGGCGCUGUGGCCGCUGGGACAUCUUCAGCGACUGGAACGUCUCCCUGCCCGACACCCCCAAACCGCCAGUGCAGCCCCCGGCGCCCCCGCCACCCGGCGCCCCCACCGCCCGCAUCCUCUUCCUCACCGACCUGCACUGGGACCGCCACUAUGUGCCGGGCAGCGAGGCUGCCUGCCCCGACCCGCUCUGCUGCCGCGGUGCCGCCCGCCCCGGCCCCGGCGGUGCCGGCUUCUGGGGCGAGUACGGCAAGUGUGACCUGCCGCUGCACACCAUCGAGGCGCUGCUGGCCCAGCUCCCCGGCACAGCCCCCUUCACCGCCGCAUACUGGACGGGCGACAUCCCGGCGCACGACGUCUGGCAGCAGAGCCGCCAGGACCAGCUGCUGGCCCUGCGCACCGUCACCGGGCUGCUGCGCCGGCACCUGGGCGACCUGCCCGUCUACCCGGCCGUGGGCAACCACGAGGCCACUCCUGUCAACGCCUUCCCCCCACCAUACGUGCGGGGCAACCAGUCCUCCGCCUGGCUGUACGACGCCAUGGCCCAGGCCUGGCAGGGCUGGCUACCCGCCCCAGCACUGCAGACCCUUCGGGCUGCUGGUUUCUACACCGUGCAGGUCUGGCCCGGGCUGCGCCUCGUCUCCCUCAACAUGAACUUCUGCUCCCAGGCCAACUUCUGGCUCCUCAUCAACUCCACUGACCCCGCGGGGCAGCUGCAGUGGCUGGUGGGGGUCCUGGCGGCCGCUGAGCAGGCCGGGGAGAAGGUGCACAUCAUCGGGCACAUCCCGCCGGCCCACUGCCUGCGCAGCUGGAGCUGGAACUACUACCGCAUCGUCAGCAGGUUUGAGGGCACCAUCGCGGCUCAGUUCUUCGGCCACACGCACGUGGACGAGUUCGAGAUGUUCUAUGAUGAGGAGACACUGACGCGCCCCGUGUCCAUCGCCUUCGUGGCCCCCAGCGUCACCACCUACAUCAACCUCAACCCUGGGUACCGUGUCUACGAGGUGGAUGGCGCCUACCCCGGCAGCUCCCAUGCCGUCCUGGACCACGAGACCUUCAUCCUCAACCUCACAGAGGCCAACGUGCCGGGGGCAGAGCCACGGUGGCAGCGCCUCUACAGCGCCCGCGAAGCCUACGGGCUGCCCAGCGCCUUCCCCGCCGACUGGGACCGGCUCAUCCGCCGCUUCCAGGACGACGAGCUCCUCUUCCAGCGCUUCUGGUUCCUCUUCCACAAGGGCCAUCCGCCCCGCGAGCCCUGCCUGGCCGCCUGCAAAGCAGCCCUGCUCUGCGCCCUGCGCACCGGCCGCUCCGCCGACCCCAGCCUCUGCCAGCCCCUGCGCCCGGCACUGCCUUUCCCACACAUCCAGGCACUCUGGCGGCAGCAGCGGCUCUGCUGAGGGCGGCCACAUCAGCCCCUCAGACGCAGGCAGCGCCCAGGCUCGGCAGGGGCUCAGGCAGGUCCCUGCCCAUCCCCGGGCUCCCACUGGCCGCACCCAUGGCACAAUAAAGGUGUGAUGGACCCAG
Phalacrocorax carbo (great cormorant) is the source of this 1972-nucleotide messenger RNA. The record is from RefSeq and is a predicted model, not a curated record. NCBI's taxonomy places the organism in Eukaryota, Metazoa, Chordata, Aves, Suliformes, Phalacrocoracidae.